Messenger RNA from Haliotis rubra (blacklip abalone), 1681 nucleotides. RefSeq names its product thioredoxin-like. The coding region runs from base 1108 to 1422 and encodes 104 amino acids. Gene Ontology annotation, molecular function: protein-disulfide reductase activity. The transcript has 6 exons. The record is from RefSeq and is a predicted model, not a curated record. Lineage: Eukaryota; Metazoa; Mollusca; Gastropoda; Lepetellida; Haliotidae.
AUGCUCAUGCUGUUGAUCACUUGAUUGUCUGGUCCAGGCUCGAUUAUUUAUAGACAAGCACUGUGGGAUGUUUAUGACCUCCACAGUUGUCAAUUCUUGCAUUUUACAAGCCACCUAGUCUGCCCCACAGUCAUUUACCUUGUUCUUUCUCUACCUCCCAGACCUUCCUGUCAUGCAAAAGUCCUAAACAAAGCAGCCCAGAGUGCUGAAUCCUCUAGUUCAUGGAGGCUUCUUUUCAUUUAUUUGUAUAACAAAUAUGACAUUUUUAUAGGUUAUGCGUUAAUCUAAAUCUAGCUAAGUGACAAUUCAAAGUCUAAGUGUAUUUUGUUUUGUUUGUUUGUUGUUGGGGUAGAAUGACAUGUGUCAGUCAAGUCAGCGAGCCUGACCAUCCGAUCCCGUUAGUCGCCUCUUGCGACAAGCAAGGGUUGCUGAAGACCAAUUUUAACCCGGAUCUUCACGGAUUCUAAGUGUAGUAUUUAACCAGCCGUAUCCCACUCAAAACAUCUUUUUGUCUAAAACAAUGUCAUUUUGAUUGAGAGUGUGGGUAAAUGUCAACAGUAUUAUGGCCGUACAUGAUCCCUUUGUUAUAGGAGUGUGUUUAUAUUGUGUCCCCUAACUACACAUUCACGUUGGAGUGAGUGAGUGUGUGAAUUAAGUUUUACGCCGCUUUCAGAAAUAUUCCAGCAAUAUCACGGCGGGGGACACCAGAAAUCUGCUUCAAACAUUGUAGCCAUGAGGGGACUCGAACCCGGGUCUCCAGCGUGACGAGCGAACGCUUUAACCAAUAGGCUACCCCAUCGGCUCCAUUCACGUUGGAACAUAUACAUAACGUUAAUACUGAUAAGAACAGCGUGAGAUUAGUAUUCACGGUUAAUCCGCUUUCGUUUAUUUUCAGUAAGCAUUUUGUGCUAUUUGGAUUUGUAUGUAACUAGAUUAUUUAUCCCCUUAUGUAAGCGUUAAUACUUCUCAAACCUUGCUACCUGGCAACCCAUAACAGUAAGAGGGUAUUGAAGCCAGUAUCUACUACCUGCAUAUGACCAGUGCCCACUUCGACUCGAGCUCUCUUCACCACUGUAACUGACCCCAAAGUUGUCUUAAACCCUGAAGAUGAAAGUUGUUAAGACGAAGGCUGAGUUUGACAGUGUUCUGACGGGUAGCCCUGGGCAGCUGGUAGUGGUCGACUUCUUCGCGACAUGGUGUCCACCAUGUACAGGAAUUGCGCCGUUCUUUGAGGCCCUGUCCGUUAAGUAUCCACUGGUUGUGUUCAUCAAGGUCGACGUAGACGAAAAUGAGGAGACAGCAGCUGUCUGUGAAGUAGAGGCGAUGCCCACCUUUAAAUUCUACAAGGACGGGAAACAGGUGGAUGAACUCGUCGGUGCCAGUCAGGUAGACCUGGAAGCUAAAGUCGAGAAAAAUCAGUGACGACGAAGUGUGUGCAGGAAUGGAUGCCCUGGGAUGAGAAUCGUGACAAUGAUUACCAGAUGUGUGUUGAUGAUCUUAAUGUAUGACAGCAGAUGACUCUAUGGUCUCUUGAUUAUAAACCUGGGAGACAUAAAACGGUUUUGUUGGACGGUCUGAUUAUUGUCAAUCUGUCUGACUGACCAUGGUGUUGAGUUAUUGUAAACACGCUGACUGUUCAUUGUAUAGUGUGAUUAUUGUAAAUAAAAGCGUUAACACAGUG